Messenger RNA from Oryzias melastigma (Indian medaka), 2329 nucleotides. RefSeq lists its product as uncharacterized. NCBI's taxonomy places the organism in Eukaryota, Metazoa, Chordata, Actinopteri, Beloniformes, Adrianichthyidae. Bases 201 to 2123 code for a protein of 640 amino acids. Gene Ontology annotation, biological process: positive regulation of transcription by RNA polymerase II. The record is from RefSeq and is a predicted model, not a curated record. Gene Ontology annotation, cellular component: mediator complex. Gene Ontology annotation, molecular function: DNA binding; transcription coregulator activity. The transcript has 11 exons.
UACAGGAAGUGGCGGAAUCGUGACGUAAUUGGACCCGGGCCUACUCUGUUUCUCUCCCUGUCGACAGAAACAUGUGUGUUUGUUGUUUAUGUUAGCAGGAAGGGGUGCGUUCUUAAGGGUGCAUUAAAGGAUUUCUGUUGCGUUUUAUUUCUUUUUUUCUCGCAGUUGCGUAGCAAGCGUCGUGACAAAAGGCUGAUAAAAUGUCCCGACCGAGGUCCAGAUCACCAAAUUACAGGAGGUUUCCAUCGGAGCAACGGGACUUCGAUCCUGACAGAGUCCCCUUAGAUCGGAAUCACCACGACCGUUUUCCAGACGAGCCUCGAUUUGGACACCAGCGUCACCCAGACCAGGGCAGGUUACCCCACCGCAGACCCCCCCCACCUCCUGAUGCAACGUACUACGACGACAGAGACGGGGGGUAUGAGGUAGACAGACACAGAGGAGAAAGCAGAGAACACUUUCAGAGGUUUGAAAACAGGCAGCAGUCGCCUACGUGGUCGCAGAGGGAAGAUUUUCCAUUCAGAGGUCAUCAUCAGAGGAAGCCCGGGAUGGACUGGAGGAGAGAGGAUCAGGGCAGAGGACGGGGGGGGUUCAGAGACUCCAGCCCCGGCAUGAGACCGGAUGACCGAAGAGGAGGAUACAGAGGAAGAUGGACUGGCCAAGGUCCUAACAGAGGUAGAUUCAGAGACAGCCUCCAUCAUGACAGAGGAUCCCCUUUGAAAAGACCAAGGAGAGAAAUGGAUGAACAUCCGGGGUACAGAGAUGAAAACUCAGGGGACGCAGCCAGAGGUGGGUUUGGAUGGGGCAAUCGGGGGAGCUUUCCCCACCGGCACUCAAACCCCGGAGAUGUGGCUCACAGCAGAGAGCUGUCCGAGCGGGAACGCUUUGAGGACCGCGGGCCGCAUGAACCCCACUUUGAUCGACAGAGGAGUCCCCGUUCACAGGAGCGAUUCAGGGGCCCCCACAGCAAGGGGGAGGAGCGAGGACAAGCUCAAGGUCACCGCUUUGAUGACAAUAUGGAGGAGCCAAACUAUCAUGAUGCAAGAAAAGAGCCCGCCUUUCAGGGAGGACCAGAUAACAGAGACCGGCCCUUCCACCACAGGGGCUGGGGGGGGCCGAGAAGGAUGUACAACCAAAGAGGAGCUGGAAGAAACGAGUACCACAGAAAUCAGCCACAUUUCCAGCAUUCUCAUCGGGAUUCUGCCCCCAAAGAAAGACCCGCCCACCACCCCUUCAGGAACGAGGUCCCAGGUCCCCCUGAGGAGGAGGAGGAGGAGCCCGGCUGGGCGGAAGGAGACAGACGCCAGGAGUGGGCGACUGAUGCGCCCAGAAGCUCGGAAGAUCUGGACCCCAAAAUGCCGCGUCAGAGGAUGGAGCGUGGAUGGAGCGAGCGCAAAGAUGACGGCAUGGCGGUUCAAACGGAGGAAACCCUCACCAUCAAAGUGGACAUGAGUCGACCCGUCAGCCAGAAAAGCCCUCUGUGCUACUCCUCAGACAGGCAGCUCUCUCUGGACCUGGUCAACGUUGGGCGCCAGAGGCUGGACUUCCUGCCGAUGCUGCAGCACUCGGGGGAGUACCAGGAGAGCAGCAUGCGCACGGGCACGUUUGCCCAGGAGAUCAUCACGCUGGUGCAUCUGGUCAAAGAGCAGUACUUCAGCGGGGACGGGCUGACGCUGAACGAGCGCUUCUCUUCGCCGCAGACGUCAGAUCUGCCAGAGGAGGCGGAGGAGCUGACGCUGAACCAGCGGUUCAGCUCAAACCGAGGCUUCAGCUCAAAUCUGGACUCCUUCCUUGACGAUGAGGAGCCCACUCAGGGUCUGAGCAAGCCGCCGCUGCGAGGCCCCGGUGACCUGAGACAUGACCUGGAGAGGAGGCGGCAGGAGAAACUGGAGGGAGUCAAAGUUACCAUCCUGGGAAACAGCAUUUCCCAGCAUUCUACGGGGGGAGACAGUGAGCUGGACGACAUGCCGCAGACGGAGUGGGCGGGGCAGCACGGCAGGAGGCAGGAGGGCAAUAUGGGUCCGAGGAGAGGAGCUCCAAACCGCUGGAACGCAGGUCCUCCACGCAGAAACUUCCGCUACCCGUAUCCACGGCACAGUGGCCCUGCAGGUCCACAUUGGUGACGGGAUGAUCUCCAUGUGGGGUUCCUGUUGCAUCCUGGGAAAUUGGGAGUACUGUUCAUGCAGAAGAUUUGAAUUACUAAGAAAUGUGCUUUUUAUGUUUUCCAUCUUCCUGCGUAAGUUCUGCGUCUGAGGUUUUAUUUCAUGUUCGUUUAGAUUCAAACAGAUCCUGAAUGUUUCUAAUAAACAUGAUUGUUCUAAAACUGUCA